Molecule: messenger RNA, 3471 nt
Organism: Recurvomyces mirabilis
Lineage: Eukaryota; Fungi; Ascomycota; Dothideomycetes; Mycosphaerellales; Teratosphaeriaceae
Gene: HRQ1
Product: ATP-dependent 3'-5' DNA helicase
Exons: 2
Coding region: 1-3471 (1156 amino acids)
Molecular function (GO): ATP binding; nucleic acid binding
Source: RefSeq, a predicted model, not a curated record
AUGGUCAAGCUACAAGCAGCUACGGUCUCGAACCAAUUGGUGCAUAAGCGGAAGCGCAAGAGGCCGGCGGAGGAACAAGUGGUGGAAGUGGAGGAUGGCGCAGAGGCGACAGGUAAUACGACUGAUACAACGAGUGUCACCACAGUCCCUACCAAGACACACGAUGGCGGCAAGAAGCCUCGCCGAACACCCAGGAAAGGGGACAAGCCACCCCUGGAGAGGCACAACUCAUCUACGCUCGUCGAGUCCUCUAUUCCCUGGCCUGAUGUCUUCACGAAGCUUGCUCAAGUACACAGAGCUCUAAACCUGGUCUACACCUUCUGCUGUACACGUAAGCACUUGGCGACCACAUACGAUACGAUCAAGAGUGCUGUCGAAGCCAACAUCAAGCGGCCUCUUGAUAUAAAAGACAUUGCCAAGGUGAAGCUCCUCGUACCCGGUGCUAUCAACUUCCAGUAUGUCGACGAGCAGAUGUUGCAGGUUGCACUCAUGGGUGAGGAGGAUCUGCGCAAAGGCAAGAGAGCCAACGAUAUGUUCCCAGAAAGUCCACAGGAAGAACGCGCGAGACGUGCUGCGGCGGGCAAAGAUGAUCACACUGAGGUCCUGCUGUUCGAGUUCAUCGAUGGUGAUCUGAAGAGGCAGGUCACAAAUCCGAAGACAGGCGAGAUCGUUCGAGCCCACAGAAAGCUACGGGAGGAAGACCUGAAGAUGCCAGUCUUCAGCCAGAAGCAGAUGAUGAAGUUGAUCGAAAAGCGAAAUACCAAGUUCGCGUCGGCGAUCAAUGCAUGGUUGAAUGAAUGUGCUGAGACUGGCAUGGAUGCAGUGGAGCGGCUGGAGCAGGAGCACAUCGCUCUAAUACCUGCGCCGGCCAGAAGCAGAGAGGCGACCCCAACACCAGUAGACACAUUGCCAAAGAGCAUUCCGACUGAGCGUGAAAGCAUACCGUCCAUCAUCGAAGAGCUCAAAUCUUCCGAGUGGUACACGGGACAAAUCGUACCUGACGGUCACCGCGUCUUCGAUCCACAGUCACCUGUGUACGGUGAGCUUUCAUUCCCGCUUAGCCAAGAUUUGGUCAACGCCUUGUACAACACUCGGAAGAUCGAAAGUCUCUAUAGCCAUCAAGCUGAGGCCAUCAAUGCUCUGCAUGAAGGUCAGAAUGUGAUCGUGGCCACCUCUACGAGCUCAGGCAAGUCACUCAUCUACCAGAUACCAGUCCUGAAUGCAUUGGAAAGCGACAAGCAGACUAGAGCGAUGUACAUCUUUCCCACCAAAGCCCUGGCGCAAGAUCAGCGGCGGAGCUUGAAGGAGAUGCUUGGGUAUCUACCUGGACUCGAAGAUGUUGUCUGCGACACCUUCGACGGCGACACGCCCAUGGCUGAACGCAAUCAGCUUCGAGAUGAAGCUCGUAUCAUCUUCACCAACCCGGAUAUGCUGCACAUGACCAUCCUACCACAAGAAGAGAAAUGGCGACACUUCCUACAGAACCUGCGAUACGUGGUCAUGGACGAGCUGCAUGUGUACAACGGACUCUUCGGCGCCCAUGUCGCACUAAUCAUGCGUCGGCUCAGACGGAUAUGCGCGGCGGUGGGAAACCGCAAAGUCAAGUUCAUCUCGUGCUCAGCCACGGUUGCAAAUCCACAAGAGCAUAUGCGGACAAUCUUUGGCAUCGAGGAUGUCAAGCUCGUGGACUUUGAUGGAUCGCCUAGUGGUCGUAAGGAGUUCUUGUGCUGGAAUACGCCGUUCAAGGAUCCUGGUGACCCGAGUAGUGGGCGAGGUGACACAUUCGCGGAAACAGCUCGACUAUUUUGUCAGCUGAUCUUGCGAGCUGUGAAGAACGAGCUCAAUUCGCUUGAACGAUCAGAAGUCAUGGCACGAGUUAUGGCUUAUCGUGGUGGCUACACGCCUCAAGACCGUCGACGCAUUGAAAAGGAAAUGUUCGAAGGCAAGCUCGUCGGCAUCAUCGGCACCAACGCUCUCGAGUUGGGCGUCGACAUAGGAUCUCUGGACGCCGUGGUCACAGUCGGCUUUCCAUACACCAUCGCCAACCUCCGUCAGCAGUCCGGCCGAGCAGGUCGCAGAAAUAAGGACAGCCUGUCAGUCCUCAUUGGCGACUGCUUCCCAACAGACCAAUACUUUAUGCAGAACCCAGACGAGAUCUUCACGAAACCAAACUGCGAACUGCAAGUUGACCUUACAAAUCUGCUUGUCUUGGAAGGCCACAUCCAAUGUGCCGCCUACGAAAUGCCCAUCAAUCCAGACGAAGACGACAAAUACUUCGGCAAACAAUUACCCUCCAUCUGCUCCGAGCGUUUGCGAAAGGAUGAUCAGCUUGACUUCUACCACACAGCCGAGCGCUUUCUGCCAUACCCGAGCCGAACAGUAGCUAUCCGAGAUACAGAAGACGACCAUUUCGCUAUAGUCGACACCACAGCAGGCCGUAACGUCGUGCUCGAAGAACUAGAAGCAAGUCGAGCUUUCUUCACAAUCUACGAGGGCGGCAUUUUCCUCCAUCAAGGCCAUACCUAUCUAGUGCGGGAAAUGAAUACAGAUCGUAUGAUUGCUAAGGUCGAACUUGUACAUGUUGAUUGGACGACUCAGCAGAGAGAUUUUACCGACAUCGAUCCCGUUGAAACGGAAGCUAUAAGACGCAUACCCGGCUCGCUAAGCCGAGCUUUCUUCGGCUCGAUCAAGAUCCUGCAGAACGUCUUCGGGUUCUUCAAGGUAGAUAAGAAGCGCCGGAUUCUGGAUGCGGUUCAAGUCGACAAUCCACCCAUCAUCAUCUUCAGCAAGGGUAUGUGGCUAGACGUCCCUCGCGGCGCGAUCGAGAUCCUGAAUAGCAGGCGUCUGAAUCUGGCGGGAGCGAUACAUGCCGCUGAACAUGCGAUUUUGAGUCUGAUGCCGAACUUUGUGAUCAGUAUGCCUGGGGACGUGAAGACGGAAUGCAAAGUCGCUAUCAAGGAAUUCGCGAAAAAGGAGACUUCACGGAAGCGACCGGCGAGGUUGACGUUUUAUGAUGAUAAGGGCGGCCAACAUGGGAGUGGAAUAGCGGCGAAAGCGUUCGAGUUCAUUGACUUGCUGUUGAAUCAGGCUUGUGACAGGGUGGAGGCUUGUCACUGUCAUGAAGGGUGUCUGGAGUGCUGCUGUAGCGAGAGGUGUCGUGAGGCGAAUCAGGUCAUGUCUAAGGCCGGUGCAGAAGUCAUACUCAAGUCUUUGCUGAACAAGGAAAUUGAUGUGGAUAAUCUGCCGUGGGGCCCUGAUGACGAGAGGGUGCCUGCUGGUAUCGAGACCGUUGUUUUCGCUCAAGAGAUCAGGCCGAGACGUGGUGCGCAAGUUGAGGUCAUUGAGGUUAAGAGGGAGGAAGGCGGGACGAGGAGAGUUACUGUUGAUGUCGCGGACGGAGAUGGGGCUAAUGGUGGAGGCGAUGACGAUGUUGUAGUGAUCAAAGACGAGCCGCCUGACGAUGGGAGAUGA